Messenger RNA from Rotaria sp. Silwood2, 1347 nucleotides. NCBI's taxonomy places the organism in Eukaryota, Metazoa, Rotifera, Eurotatoria, Philodinida, Philodinidae. The record is from the annotation of a GenBank genome assembly.
AUGACUUUUAGUGAAUUGUUAGGUGAACAACUUCUUCAACAUAACGAAUCGGGCACUGAAUCAAAUGAAAUAUCAACGACUCAACUUAAUGGCAAAACUGUUGCACUUUAUUUCUCAGCUCAUUGGUGUCCACCAUGUCGAAAUUUUACACCAAAAUUAGCUGAAAUUUUCAAAGAAAUUAAGAAUGAGCUAAAAGAUAAAUUUGAUAUUGUCUUUGUUUCGUGUGACGAAGAUCAGGCUUCUUUUGAUGAAUAUUUCAAAGAGAUGCCGUGGAAAGCUUUACCUUUUUCUGAUCAAGAUCGUUCAAAAACAUUGGGUGAAAAGUUUAAUGUCGAAGGUAUUCCCGCUUUAGUUGUUCUUUCUUCUACAUGUGAAACAAUUACUUCGGAUGGCGUUGAAGAAAUACGUGCUUCAUCCAAGAAAGCUUUAGAACAAUGGUCACAAGGAAAACGUUUAUUUUGGUCACGGGAAGCACGUGAAGGUGAAUUUGCUUGGGAAGGUACUUCCUGUACUCUUUGUUACAUGACUCCUUUGAUUGGUCCACGUCAUGGUUGUACACAUCGAGAAUGUAAUGUUAAUGUAUGUCAAACAUGCCUACCGAAUAAUAAGCAUGAACAUCCUCUUGCUGAAUAUCUCAUACCUAAAAAAACUUAUUCAUUAGAAACACUAUUUAAAUCAGUACCUUAUUUACUUAAUCCUAAUAAUGAAGAAAAACUUGAAACAAAAACAAUGUGGGAAAAUGAUGUAAAAAGUGUUGGAUUUUAUUUCUCUGCUCAUUGGUGUCCACCGUGUCGUGCUUUUACACCAAAAUUGGCAGAACUUUAUAAAGAAGCACAAGCAACUUCUUCUAGUUUUCGUAUAGUUUUUGUUUCAUGUGAUCGAGAUGAAGAGUCAUUCAAUAGCUAUCGUGCAGAAAUGCCUUGGCCUGCUGUUCCAUUAAAUGCAAAGAGCAUUCUCGAGGGAUAUUUUCGAUUUUCAGGUGAGUGUUUCUUUAACUUCCUGAUUUUCACAAUGAUUAUUAUUCUUUUUUACAAAGGUAUUCCAUCAUUAUUCAUUGUUUCAUCUGAUGGAAAAAUUUUAUCACGUCGUGGUCGUGAUAAUAUUUCAAGUAAAGGAAUCGAAGCAUUGAAAACAUGGGCACGAGGAGAAAAAUUACCUCCUCCUUUGCCAGAAGAAUUUGAAUGGUCAUCUGUCUCAUGUGAUGGCUGUAGUAUGGCUCCUCUUAUUGGUCAAAGAUAUCGUUGUUCAACAUGUGGUAAUUAUGAUCUAUGUUCGGCGUGUGAAAAGAAAGGACAUGAACAUCCACUUGAACUUGUACCACAACCAACUGAAGAUGACGAAGAUUGA